This is a messenger RNA of Drosophila busckii, 2078 nucleotides long. RefSeq names its product insulin-like growth factor-binding protein complex acid labile subunit. Lineage: Eukaryota; Metazoa; Arthropoda; Insecta; Diptera; Drosophilidae. Gene Ontology annotation, molecular function: protein binding. The transcript has 2 exons. Gene Ontology annotation, cellular component: extracellular matrix. The record is from RefSeq and is a predicted model, not a curated record. The coding region runs from base 50 to 1684 and encodes 544 amino acids.
GUCAGUCCAUUAAGAGCGUUGCCCGGUCGCGAUUGUUUAAUUGAACAAUAUGUAUAUUAAAAUAUAUAUAUUGCUUUUGUUAGGCGUGCGUAGUCUGCUGGCUGUGCCUGUGUAUACUGCGAAUAAGCAAUUGAAUCUAAGCGCUAGUUGUACUGAGCGUAGCUGCAGUCUAUGGUGGCUCUCUGAGGAUAAAGCGGAGCCUUUGCGCUACACAGGCGUUCCAGCAAUGCAUUUGGAAGAGUUGCUCUUGGGCAGUUGCAGAAUACGCGCCUUGCCCGUCGAGUUGCUGCGUCUAACACCAAAUCUGCGCAACUUACAGGUCUACAACAGCAGCAUUUAUCGUAUGCCAAUUAAGGACUGGUCAUUGCUGCCAAAGCUGCAGACGCUGACCUUCGAGCACCAGCGCAUGGCACGACUGGACAAAGACGAUUUCCAAGCGCUGCAGCAGCUCGAAAUUCUGCAGCUGGGCUACAAUGAACUGAACAAUGUGCAUAUGAAUGCUUUUGCGGGCUUGAAGCGCCUCAAACUGUUGGCGCUGCCUGCCAAUGGCUUGGAAGAGAUCAAUCCUCAAACCUUUGACGAGCUGGUAGAGCUAACGCAUUUGGAUUUGAGCCACAAUAGAUUAGCGUCGAUUGAUGGCGAGUUGUUUGAGCAUAACAGCAAUUUGCAGUCCUUGCUGCUGAAUGACAAUAAACUGGAAAGCGAGCACUUGUUGCUGCCGACGUUGACGCAACUGCGCCUGCUUGACAUAAGCAAUAGCGGCGACCUAACAGAGUUGCAACUCAAUAGCGCACAUACUGUAAUCGUGGAGCGCAGCAAUGUGCAGCGCUUAAUCAUACACGGCAGCGUUAUCAAACUGCAGGCAGGCAACAAUGCGCUGACGCAGCUCAGCAUUGGCGAUAAGAGCGCGGUGAUUGAGUUGGACCUGCAUAACAAUUUGCUUGAUAGUAACGCCAGCUCAGCGCUGCUGACAGACAUGUGGCAACUGCGGCACUUGGACUUGUCCAGCAACAACAUUGAAACCUUGGCCAGCAAUUCGAGCAUCAGUCUGUACUUACCUAGCUUGAGAUACUUGAACCUGGCGCAUAAUAAGCUGCGCGCCUUGCCGCCCGCUCUGCCAAUCCUGCCAAGCAGUCUGGUGCACCUGGACAUAUCCUAUAAUCAUUUGCUGCAACUGUACUCACGGAACUUUGCAGCACUGCCCAACUUAGAGCAUUUGAAUAUUGCCGGGACUCGCUUGGACAAAUUUUACUACCAACGCUUUCAACGGGAUCAUUAUGUGCUUAAGGAGCUCGUAAUAUGCGAAGCAGAUGUCAGCUCUAGCCAGUUUGAUAAUAUGCUCUUUCAUUUCGACAAUUUUUUUCGCGGUAAACUUAUCACAAGCUGCAACAGCACAGUGCAGAUGCCAAAGCAGUUGCCACUCGAAGUGUCGGGCAUACAUCCUUACUGGACUACAAAGGAUGUGCUAGCAUUGAUAACGCUCAUUGUGUGCUUUGGCAUACUCCUGCUGCAGAUCUAUCGCAUACUAGAAGAUGAAGGUUGUCUGCGUAGACUGCGUCGACGUUUCGGCCGGCCCCGUCGCAGCCACAGAGGAAUGGCGACGGCACGAGACGCAUUGCUGACCAGGACACUGAAAGUUCCAGUGAUUAAUAUUGUGAGCAACAAUUGGUCAAAAGGAUACUAAACUAAGCUGCAAAUUAUUUAAAUUCAUAUAUGAUUAAACAACAAUUUAAAGCUAUUUGUGAAGGCUCAAGAUAAUUACUUGGCUCAAGGAAAUCAAGUGGCACGCAGCAACAACACAUGUUGUUGUUGUUGUUGUUGCAUUGGCAGCAGCCUAAGCAAUAACAACCACAACAUCAACAGAAACAACUUCUGUAUGUAUUUUGACUUGGCCACUUGUAAGCCUACCAGACGGCUUCCUCCCCCUGCCACAAUUCAAUAAUUUGCCUAUCGCGCUGGCAGAUUUGCCAACAACAUGUUUUGGGUGGAAAUUGUGUAGAUGUGUUAAUCACUAGGGUUAGUAUUGUCCAAAGAAUUCUAAAUUCUUCUUAUUAAAAAUGUAAAAAUAUUUAAAAUAA